GCUGCGUCAUUCCUUUGCGUGCUGCGUCACUCGCUUGCCCGUCUCACUCCACCCCAAUGACGUCAGACGCACGCAGUUACGCGUAUGAUUCUGGAGUACAGGAAGAAUCUGGGGAUUGAGAGGUAAAUGAAACGAAUGGCGGGUCCCCCCGGCACUCAGGCAGCGGGACUUACUCAUUAGACUUAUCUAAAUACAGAUCUAACUUCUGAGAUACAAUGACCACCCUCGAUGAUAAGCUACUGGGAGAAAAGGGGCAGUACUACUACAGCAGCAGCAGCGAUGAUGAGGACAGUGAGCAAGAUAACAAAACCAUCAAGUUCUCUGGAGAACAGGAAGGGGGGAAAGAGGGAAGUGUGGUCAAUACAGGUCCCAAAGGGGUGAUAAAUGACUGGCGUCGUUAUAAGCAGCUUGAAACCGAACAAAAUGAGGAUCAAAAACGGGAAAUGGAACAGCUCAUUAAGAGGUUAUCUAUGACCUGUAAAUCUCAUCUUGAUGAAGAGAAGGACAAACAGAAAGAAAAGGAGCUUGAAGAAAGGCUACAGGGAAAGAUGACAAUGCAGGAAUACAAAAUGAUGAAUGAUGGAGAUGAUGAAGAAUUUUUACAGCAAUAUCGGAAACAAAGAAUUGAAGAGAUGAAAAAGCAACUUUCUCAGCCACAAUUGUUUAAAAAAGUGUUUGACAUUGCCAGUGGAGAGGAAUUUCUGGACAUGGUGGACAAAGAACAUAUGAAAACACGUGUUUUAAUUCUGAUUUAUGAGGAUGACGUUCUAGGGUGUGAGGCAGCAAAUGGCAGUAUAAUUUGUCUGGCUUCAGAGUACCCUGGGGUCAAGUUUUGCCGUGUGAAAAGCUCCCUCUUAGGGACCAGUGCAAAAUUCACCACUUACGCCCUGCCAGCCCUGCUUGUAUAUAAGGCAGGAGAACUAAUUGGCAAUUUUGUGAGGAUAACAGACCAACUUGGAGUGGAUUUUUUUGCUGUUGACCUGGAAGCAUUUUUGCACGAAUGUGGGUUGUUACCAGAAAAGGAUAUUGUAGCCACUUCAAUCUGUAAUCCGUCUAUUCAAGGCUAUAGUUCAGAUAGCGACCUAGAUAUAGACUAAUAUGUAUGGCUAUUAUGGCAUUUAUUGUAGUAUAGGCCCCUAGGCAAAAGAAAAAGGGAUGCACGAACCUUUGUGUAGGUUUGAAAUGUAAAAGUACACUUGUUUAUAUGAGGAAAGUAGCCGUUAUCAAACGUUACACUUGGUUCAAUGCAUCUGCAUAUGGAGCUGUAUGAAAUGCAUCUUUGAUUGCAAUGAUGCUGUAAGAGAUGGACUGUUCCCUGCUAGACUAACUAUACCUGAUCUAGUCCAGAACAGGAUGAAAAUAGGGGGCCAUUAUAUAAUCAAGGAGAAAAAGAAAAACCCUUCAGUAGAUUUAAAGAAAAAGUUUACCCAUGUUGGAGCCAUUCGAACCUGAGAGUAGGGUUAGAACCCACCCUGCCUGGGAAACUGACCUUGAGGCUGAGGUUCUUAUUUAGCAUAGCUGUGUAUUUUUGUCACAAAAGCUGUGUGCGUUACAUGUUCCCAUAUGUACACCUGUAGGCAAUUGAUACCAUUUGUGUUUUAUCAUUUGUGUAUUGGAAGAAUUUUGUUGUUAGUCUCCUAGACCAGCUGAAAAGGCUGGGGAUCGUGCAGUCACCAACAUUCUUUUUAUUAUAUUAAUGAAAGUGUACUUUGUGAUUUUUAACACAAGCAAGUUUCAGGGGGAAAAAAGUCCUGGAAUCUGUUUGUUCUUCUGAAUAAAUUAAAUACAUUUUCUUUCAUAUCAA
This is a messenger RNA of Xenopus tropicalis (tropical clawed frog), 1804 nucleotides long. It is a transcript of the gene pdcl, whose product is annotated as phosducin like. Gene Ontology annotation, biological process: regulation of G protein-coupled receptor signaling pathway. Lineage: Eukaryota; Metazoa; Chordata; Amphibia; Anura; Pipidae. The transcript has 4 exons. The coding region runs from base 216 to 1097 and encodes 293 amino acids. The record is from RefSeq and is a predicted model, not a curated record.